Messenger RNA from Leucoraja erinaceus (little skate), 3515 nucleotides. RefSeq names its product tubulin, gamma complex associated protein 2 (gene tubgcp2). The transcript is spliced from 18 exons. Gene Ontology annotation, molecular function: gamma-tubulin binding; microtubule minus-end binding. Bases 38 to 2731 code for a protein of 897 amino acids. The record is from RefSeq and is a predicted model, not a curated record. Lineage: Eukaryota; Metazoa; Chordata; Chondrichthyes; Rajiformes; Rajidae. Gene Ontology annotation, biological process: cytoplasmic microtubule organization; spindle assembly; meiotic cell cycle. Gene Ontology annotation, cellular component: centrosome; equatorial microtubule organizing center; gamma-tubulin small complex.
AGACGUCGGGCCCUGCCCUGAGCGGCCGGAAAUAAUCAUGAGUGAAUUCCGAAUCCAUCACGAUGUUAACGAGCUGCUCAGUUUGCUUCGAGUCCGUGGUGGUGAUGGAGCUGAAGUGUACAUUGAUCUCCUCCAAAAAAAUAGAACUCCAUAUGUCACAACCACUGUAUCUUCCCACAGUGCGAAGGUGAAAAUCACUGAGUUCUCCAGAACGCCUGAGGAAUUUCUAAGGAAAUAUGAUGAGCUGAAAUCAAAAAAUAUUCGGAAUGUGGAUCCAUUGGUUUAUCUGUUAUCAAAAUUUACAGAAGAUAAGGAGACGCUGCAGUAUUUGCAGCAGAAUGCAAAGGACCGAGCAGAGCACUCCUCCAGUAUCAUGGCUAGUGGUGCUGCCACAUUCAGUGUCCCUGCAGCAACUGCCAAGCUCUCUCUGCAGGAACUUGAAGAACUACGAAAACAACUUGGCAGCGUCACCACCAGCUCAAAUUCACAACAGCCACUUGAAGUAGUUCGCAAGCUCCUUCGUGACAAACACAACAGAAAAAACCCUGGGCAGAUCAUCCCGCAUUUCCCAUCGUGGGUAUAUACGAGGCCAGCAUUGCUGGGGGACUUUCUCAACAGUUCUAGUCCAAUCACUGAAACAAUCAUUUCUAUCGGAACUUUACCACUUGCUACACAAGAACAAAUGAUCGUUGAAGACUUGCUGUACGUCUUGAUUGGAGUAGAUGGGAGAUAUAUCACGGCCCAACCAUUGAUGGGGAAACACAACCGCAGCUUUGCAGUUGACCCCACACUGGACAUGUCCGUCAAGGAGCUUGUCAAUAGGAUCCUGCCAAUAGCAGCAAGUUAUUCCUCUGUUACCAGAUUCAUUGAGGAUAAAUCAUCGUUUGAGCACGGCCAGGUAAACCACGCCUUAGCUGCUGCAAUGCGGACACUGGUGAAGGAGUACAUGAUCCUCGUGACACAACUGGAACAUUUACAGAGACAAGGACUGCUCUCGUUACAGAAACUUUGGUUUUAUGUUCAACCAACCAUUAGAACGAUGGAAAUUAUGGCAUCAAUAGCUACCUCUGUGGAGAAAGGAGAAUGUAUGGGAGGAUCAACGCUAAGUGUGCUGCAUGACAGAACGUUUAACUACACAGGAGAUAAUCAGGCACAGGAGUUGUGUCUCUACCUAACCAAAGCAGCAAGUGUACCUUACUUUGAAAUUUUAGAAAAGUGGAUCUACAGAGGAAUUAUACAAGAUCCUUACAGUGAGUUUAUGGUGGAGGAGCAUGAACUUAAAAAGGAGAAAAUUCAGGAGGAUUACAAUGACAAGUAUUGGGAUGAGAGAUACACGAUUAUCCAGUACCGAAUCCCCUCAUUUCUGCAGAAGUUGGCUGACAAGAUACUUAGUACAGGAAAAUAUCUGAAUGUUGUUAGGGAAUGUGGUCGUGAUGUGACGUGUCCCAAUGCCAAGGAAGUGAUCUACACUCUGAAGGAGCGUGCAUACGUGGAACAAAUUGAAAAGUCCUACAACUAUGCCAGCAAGGUUCUGCUAGACUUUCUAAUGAAGGAAAAAGAACUCCUGGCACGACUCGGGUCAAUAAAACACUACUUCCUGAUGGAUCGAGGAGAUUUCUUUGUCCAUUUCAUGGAUCUUACAGAGGAAGAGCUGAAAAAGUCAGUGGAUGAUAUCAUCACCACCAGGCUGGAAGCUCUUUUGGAGCUAGCUCUGCGAAUGAGCACAGCCAACACUGACCCAUUUAAGGAUGAUUUGAAGAUUAAUCUAAUGCCGCAUGACCUCAUCACUCAGUUGCUGCGGGUUCUUGCUAUAGAAACCAAGCAGGAAAAGGCCAUCAUCAAUGCAGACCCAACUGAGAUUGCACUUAGUGGCCUGGAAGCUUUCUCCUUUGACUAUGUGGUGAAAUGGCCAUUGUCAUUGAUUUUAAACAGGAAAGCUUUGACAAGGUAUCAAAUGCUGUUCAGACAUAUGUUUUACUGUAAGCAUGUGGACCGGCAGCUGUGUAACGUGUGGAUCAGUAAUACAGUUGCAAAACAGUAUUCAUUAUACUCUGCGAGAUGGUUUGCUGCUGCUUUCACCUUGAGACAGCGAAUGCUGAAUUUUGUGCAGAACAUUCAGUAUUAUAUGAUGUUUGAGGUUAUGGAACCCAACUGGCACAUCAUGGAAAAUAAUUUGAAAUCGGCAUCUAACAUUGAUGAAGUUUUGAGCUAUCAUACUAGUUUCCUGGACAACUGUAUGAAGGACUGCAUGUUAACUAAUACAGUGCUGCUGAAGAUCUUUUCAAAGCUGAUGUCGGUGUGUGUCAUGUUUACCAACUGUAUGCAGAAGUUUACUCAGAGCAUCAAGAUUGACAGUGAGAUGAUGCGCCUGACCCUGGAACACGGCACAAUGAAGGGGCCGCCCACUCAGUCCGAGCGGUCCGAGGAGGUCGAAAAGAAACGACUGACCAAAAAGUUUGCAGCAGAGCAUAUCGAGGCACUGCAUUCAGCAUCUGGGUUUGAGGGAACCAUCAACACCUUUGACAACAACUUCUCUACCAAUCUACUUGAUCUGCUGGACAGAUUGAGCGUUUCAAGUACGAAUGACUGCGAGCACAGUAUGAUCAACAUUAUAUACAGGUUAGAUUUUAAUGGAUUCUACACUGAGCGUCUGGAACGCAUGUCAGCGGAAAGAAGCAAAGUGCCGGUGCAGCCAGGAGCUGUAGCAAGAACACCGUUACCUGCACAGUGAAAUGUUGGCAACGGCUUGUAAAUCUCCCAUCCCAUUCACCAAUACGGCAAGGAAUAAUGUGUAAUACCAAGCCUAGUACAAAUAGCCACACUCUAAAUAAGGUUCAAAUAUGUAAUUAGAUUAUUUCAAGCUGUUGUGAAUAAGAUUCAUUUGUUAAUACCAUGUCGGUUUGCAGCUAGCUCUGAAGAGAAUAAGAUGGAGUUAUUUUUAUGUACAGUCUGUGAAAUGAUCAGAGGUUGAUAGGAAUUCCAGCACCUGGGAAAUGUUUACAUCCCAGAUAAUCCAUCCCUUCCUGCUUACCUUUUUCUGGAAUGUCUUCCUGUUCUCACUGUGAGCAUCGGGAAAGUAGGAGACUGAAGGAAGGGGGCAGAGAAUUGUCUCGUCCUUCAUUGUGAGAAGUCCUAGAUCACUAGGUGGUGUCUGUAUGUUGGCACCAAGAGGCAGGCAGGGUGAGGGUCAUGUUGUGAAGUUUAUAGCAGUGUUAUGUUGUAUUGUAGGAAGGUGUAAAUGAUGGUAGGUUUUAUUUCCAAAAGCUGAAAUGGAAUAUUUUCAAUUUUUUUUUAUUUUAAAGUCAUAGUGCCUUCAAUCAUUUCACUUUAUCUGAACAUUGCACAGUUUUUUAUUAUCUGAAGUAUAAUCUGACUAACAAAUGUGUAAUAAAUAUUUCAGUAUGAAAUGCACCUAAACUGUAGCUUUGUGUCUUUUUCUUUUACCCAUUGUUUCUGCUGUAAAUGUCCUGUCUCCUUAUCAGAAACUAAUUAAAUAAAGCAAACUUUUGCAUACU